Molecule: messenger RNA, 732 nt
Organism: Penicillium malachiteum
Lineage: Eukaryota; Fungi; Ascomycota; Eurotiomycetes; Eurotiales; Aspergillaceae
Exons: 2
Coding region: 1-732 (243 amino acids)
Source: RefSeq, a predicted model, not a curated record
AUGAGCUCAGACGAGCGAACGUGUUAUUAUCCGGAAGGAAAUGUUGGAAGUGAUCUCGUACCAUGCACAUCUGACGAUGUCACGCACUGUUGUGGUAGUGGCGGAAUCUGCCUUACAAAUGGAUAUUGUCUCGAUGUAGGACAGCCAUUUGUCGCCUCAAGGGGAGGAUGCACAAGCAAUACUUGGGCCUCCGGAUGUCCAACUCAAUGCCAGGACGUAUUACCAGACGAAGGCACAUCAAUUAUCAACCUGUCUUACGAGAACGGUAUCUCACUAUACUGCUGCGGAACACCUGUCUACAAUGGGUCCGCAAUUGUGUGUCCAUACGGCAACAGUUUCGAGCUAGACGAUGGAUCCGCUAUUCUAGGACGCGCUGCGCUUGUCAAUGCGACGACCAAGACCUCGACAACGUCGAACGCAACCACAACCACAUCUUCCAACUCCUCAGCUAUCACUACCUCAUCAAGUUCCAGUGACAACUCGCACAAUGUGGCGAUCGGGGUGGGUGUCGGUAUCCCGCUGUUUGUCAUUGCGGUUGGCACUUUACUCUGGGCACUUUGGGAGCGAAGACGGGCUAAUCGACUGAGCAAGUCCUUGAUUUCUGCGGGUGUUGCUCAAGGUGGUUAUGGGGAAGCUUCUGUCGGUGGAAGAAGCAGCUCUAGACCGACGGAGCUGGACCCUCAAGUUCCAGUGGCGGAGUUGAUGGAGAGAGAACAGGCAGCGGAGAAAUGA